AUAAUUACAGCGUCAUCAUAAUGGAUGAAGCACACGAACGUUCACUGCAAACGGACGUUUUAAUGGGCUUGUUAAAACAAGUCCUUUCGAGAAGGCGUGACAUUAAAUUAAUUGUCACGUCCGCAACUAUGAAUUCUGAAAAGUUCUCCGCGUUUUUUGGAAAUUGCCCGACAUUCACGAUACCGGGUCGUACAUUUCCAGUGGACAUUAUGUUUAGUAAGACACCAUGCGAAGAUUACGUAGAUAGUGCGGUUAAACAAGUUUUGGCAAUUCAUCUCGGGCAUCCUGCUGGCGAUAUUUUAGUCUUCAUGACUGGUCAGGAAGAUAUCGAAAUAACUUGUCAA
Acaulospora morrowiae is the source of this 344-nucleotide messenger RNA. The record is from the annotation of a GenBank genome assembly. NCBI's taxonomy places the organism in Eukaryota, Fungi, Glomeromycota, Glomeromycetes, Diversisporales, Acaulosporaceae.